This is a messenger RNA of Moneuplotes crassus, 458 nucleotides long. The record is from the annotation of a GenBank genome assembly. NCBI's taxonomy places the organism in Eukaryota, Ciliophora, Spirotrichea, Euplotida, Euplotidae.
UCGACAUUAAUGGCUACAUUUUCUUUUGGCCUAACACUUUGGGAGUAUUCCUCUAACCAUAAGGUAACAUGAUUUUUGCUCUGAGUAGCGACAGAGCUAGUAACAUUAGUAUUUGAGAUAGCUGGACUGCUGUUGACAGAAGUUGAUAUUGGAAAAUACUGCACAGUAUCUCCUGGGCUUCCUGAACCAAUCUGCAAAAAUCCUGCAGUAUCGGACCAAACAGAGUUAAAGUCAGAAAAGUACUCUAUCUCUUCAAAGUUAUUAGGUUAAACUCUUGCCACAAACCACUGAUCUUUCAUGUUAUGAGCGCCUGACAUAUAAACAUAAGGAUCUCCAUUGACUAUAACUGAUACAACUCCAGACAAGGAAAUAUUAGUUUGUUGAAAGCACUUGAUUCUACCAUAAGUUAAGGGAUUAAUAAUGUAAAGAUAUCUAGACCCAUCAGUGAGUUGGUAAUA